UACAAAUCGAAGUAGAAAAAACGUAUUCUAAAAACGGAAUUGUUGUGUGUUAUUGUGCGAACGAGCCGUAGAGAUACAUGUAAGCGUGGUGCAAUUCGGUUUCGAUCGACCUUAUCAAGUAUCGACAACAAAGCGUUCAGAUCAGUUGUCCGUAGCUCGCGUCCACAAUAACAUCAUUUCAGCAUCGAAUCGAAACAGCCGCUCUGCGACAAAACAAUCGGGUUUUUUGUUUUCCACAUCAUAAAUGCGUGAAUUGAACACGCAAAUGCUGACUAAAUACAUUUCAUUGUUGUUACAAUUGUCCUGACGAGAUAGCUAGAAAGAAAGAGAAUUGUAGGAUGAAAAAAAUGGAAGAUUCGGUGGAACGGCGUAUUUAUUCGGCUGGCAAAACUUUCCUAUGCUUUGUUGUCUUUCUAAUCUGCAUUCAACCUUUACUUUUGUGCUAUUUUGUUGUGUCUGUAUCGCGAUUGUUAUGGCGAAAUUUUCUCAUAAUAAAAAAACAGCAUUUGACCUUUGUCAAGAAGGAUAAUCUACGUACGUUCAGCUAUACGGCUCGUAAUCCGGGCAUUGUAAAUAUCAUUUUACACUUGCAAGGCGAACCAAAUGUCGAAGCAAUUCGUGAUGGCAUUUAUCGGGCGGUGUUUCAAAAAAAUAUGAAAUCGGGAGAGUUCAUCUUUCCAAAAUUAUCGGCCAAACUGGUGACGUGCUGGGGAUUUUACGCGUGGAAAAUGUGUCCAGAGGCAUUUGUGGUUAAUAAUCAUAUCAAUGUUUGUAAGUCGAAUUAUCGCGGACGUCCCGUAACCAGUACAAAUGUUCAGGACUACAUAAGUAGCAUUGUAUCGAAAUAUUUGCCUGUCGGCCUGCCACCAUGGCAAAUCUGUGUGAUUCCAGUCCUUGGACCGACAUCUAUAACGCGCAACGAAGAUAUAGCAUCUGUUCCGAGUACAUCGGCCAGCGGCAAUGAUACGGAGGAAGAGCAACAGUCACCAAGUGAUUCGGCAACGCGUUUAACUCAUAUUGAGCAUUACUACGUUGUGGUGCGAAUGCAUCAUUUAUUGAUAUCAGAGGAGCCAAAUUUACGCUUAUGUGACCUCAUUGCGAUUGAUGCAACAACAGCAAGUGCUUCCGUUUUCAAUGGACGUGGUGACCUUGAAACCGAUCAACAGAUACCAAAAUCACCACUGUUGGACAUUAUUCAGUAUCCCGUUUACAUUCCACAACUGUAUAUGCGUCUACAAAUUGGGCUAACGAAUGCUUAUAAUGAAUUCAAGAGCAAAUAUGAUCCUUAUGUUGGAAAAUCAUCGAAUCCAAGAGGCGUUGCGACAUCAACACCACCAACUACAUCUGCUGAGUUUCCAGAACUUAACGAUCCAAAAUUGGGGCAUGUUGAAACGUUGCCAAUCGAAACAUUGCCACAAUUGUAUGCAUCGCUGUUUAUUUCGUAUGUGACCAUUGCCAGUGACUUUUACAAGGGAUUCUAUGCAACGAGACAUCAUCCGAUGAUCAAAAUGAAAUUCUUGAACAGUUUGAUCAAUCGUGAAGUGAAAAAGCGGAAUAUUUCAUGGGAAGUCAUUUGGCAUGCGAUGUGGACGACGUUGAAUCCGAUUAGGAUAACAAAGACAUGCUUCGAAUGGAUUUGCUGGGCUGGAGUGACGAUCAGCAUACUUUCACCUCACCUGAUCUACCGAGAGUUGCAAGCGUUUCGAUACUGCUUCUUCAGAGGUCAUGCUGGCUAUCCAGACACACUGAUUGGAUUCAUGUUCGCCUACAUCCCCUUAUGCUACAAUGCGUUCAAAGAGUGGCUUCGAUUGGUGGGCAUUUUCGUGGAAGCGCCACGAUUCAUAUACGAAGAGCUAAUUCAGAUCCAUCGCAGUGAUGAACAUGUUUUGCAAAACAUCUCCCUGUGUGGCAGAAAAGUUUUGUCUUGGUCAAAGAAAAUCAGUGUAAAUGAUGUACGACGUGCGUGCGCUAAGCAUGGCGUCAGCCCAACUGAGCUCUACAUGUCGGCCAAUAGUUCGAUACUAAUGGAAUUGCUGCAUGAAUUCGAAACGGUGCCGGUGCCAAAGCAAAUUCGAGUCUUUGCAACACUACACAAUCACGACUAUUUGCAUGGUCACUUGAAUAACGACGACUAUGAAUCCGGGCAUUUGAGUUUGAUUUUGCCGAUGGAAAAGGUUUCACGUAAACAGCUCAAACAAAUCCGUCAAAACUUUAAAAUAGCGCGAGAAAAUCAAGUGGGUAUCUACUUUUUGUUCCAAUUGCACAAGCGAUUCAAUGUUUUGACGAAAAUUUUGCCCGCUGUGUGGACGGUCAUCAUAUUCAAUUAUUUGUCGAGACGAUUUUCAAUUACCGUCACCGAAAUUGUGAUGAACCGGAAUUUUCUGCAACAAAAAGCAAAAAUCACAUGCUGGGGUCACAAUAUGCUAGAUGUGCUGUUCUUCAGCCCAUUACAAAGCAAUGGAAGUAUCUCACUUUCUAUCCAACAAUUCGGCGAACAUAUUCAACUGGGUGUCAUAUCCGAUGCACAAAUUCAUCCGUUGCAUAUGAAACUAUCCGAAGGAUGGACAAAAAAAUUGGAAAAACUUCUCUAGGCUAAUGAUAAAUAUUCUCUGUUUUUCAAUUGUUAAUUUUGUAUAUGAAAAAAUAUGGUACUACGGUACUACGGUCGAAUGUUGAUUGGAAAUAUAACCAAGAAAAAAACUAAAAAAAAACUAACUGUUAAGCAACAGUGUUCAAGUGGCUGAAUUUAAUAGAAAUUCAGAGCAUCUGAAUAUAAAUACAUUCUUUUUAGCAAACAUUCAAGUUGAAUGCUACCGCUCAGCGUUCGAACCAUGCCAAUUAAGCUUUAUUUGUUGUGUUUGACCAAUAAAACAAAGUCGUGAUUUGUAAAUCCUAUAACAAA
Sitodiplosis mosellana (orange wheat blossom midge) is the source of this 2902-nucleotide messenger RNA. RefSeq lists its product as uncharacterized. NCBI's taxonomy places the organism in Eukaryota, Metazoa, Arthropoda, Insecta, Diptera, Cecidomyiidae. Gene Ontology annotation, biological process: triglyceride biosynthetic process. Gene Ontology annotation, molecular function: long-chain-alcohol O-fatty-acyltransferase activity; diacylglycerol O-acyltransferase activity. The record is from RefSeq and is a predicted model, not a curated record. Gene Ontology annotation, cellular component: plasma membrane.